Messenger RNA from Gigantopelta aegis, 755 nucleotides. RefSeq lists its product as uncharacterized. The record is from RefSeq and is a predicted model, not a curated record. Lineage: Eukaryota; Metazoa; Mollusca; Gastropoda; Neomphalida; Peltospiridae. The transcript has 3 exons. Bases 69 to 512 code for a protein of 147 amino acids.
UAUUGACUAUAACGAAGACAUAGAGUGCUCUGUUAUCAAUGGUGGAAAACAAGAUAUAACUGUGCAAUAUGUCACCUAGAAGAGGAUACUGUGCAUACCAUCAUGGAUGCUCCAUCUUUUCCCUAAUGCUUUUCGUUUUGGUGGAGUUUCACUGUGUAAAUGGAGCAGACGACAUCCGGUGUUACUCGUGCAGUGCGGCGUGGACCAUCAAGCGCUGUCUCGAGUUGAACGAUCCACUGACGUGCGGGUUUGGUGAAGUGUGCUACACGACAGUCACACGGGGAGGAUUCCAGUCAGUCAAAUAUGACAAGGGUUGUAUGGAGAAAUACCACUGCUUGGACUUACAAAGUCUAAACGACAGAAAGAACUGUAAAAUAGACCCGUCCGUUUGUGUGUAUUGUUGUGGAAACAGUUUGUGUAAUUCGGCCUUUAGAUUAUUUCAAACAAGUGAAUGGAUAACACUUCUAUUCUUAGGGUUGCUCUGUUUGUUGCUAUGUGGACAUUUUGUGUAAUUCUACAUCUAGAUUCUUAAUAGGGUUGCUAUGUGUAUUGUUAUGUAAGCAGUUUGUGUACUUCUGCCUCUAGAUUCGUUCUGUUUUGUAAACAGUGUGUGUGUCAUUCUGCCUUUAGAUUAUCUCAAACCAGUGAAUGAAUAUCACCUUUAUUCUUAGGGCUGCUAUGUUUAUUGUUGUGUGAAUAGUUUGUGUUAUUCUGCCUUUAGAUUAUUUUAAACCAUUGAAUGGCUAACACCUUUA